Molecule: messenger RNA, 2859 nt
Organism: Acanthosepion pharaonis
Lineage: Eukaryota; Metazoa; Mollusca; Cephalopoda; Sepiida; Sepiidae
Source: the annotation of a GenBank genome assembly
AUGGUGGCAGAAUAUCUCACCAUCACCAGCCGAGGAGUGAAGGCAAUUCCUCCCUCUUCCUUGAAAUUCCACCUGGACCAUUUACUUCUCUUUUUGCCUCCUGAUCAAAACCUGUCCCCUGGGCGAGAACCGACGCGAGGAAAAACACAGCGGUUCUAUCUGCAUAUAUUUGUCUCCAGUUCUCCUCCUCCUCCUCCUCCUCCCCCUCUCUCUUUCUCUCUCACUCUUUAUCUCACCUGCUUCUAUUACUGUCUUUCUCUGCCAUUCUUAGUAAUUCCUUCCAUUUUUCUUCUUUCUCCUUCUCGCUUUCUCACGCUCCCCCUCACUUUUUUCUGUCUGUCUCCCAUUUCUCGUUCUCUCUCUUCUGUCUCUCUUUUUCUCUCUUCUCUCUGUCUUUCUCUAUUUUCCUCUCUCUGUCACUCUUCCCCCUCUCUUUCUUUAUAUCCCCUUCUUGUUCUUUAUCUCUGUCCUUUUUCUUUCUUUCUUUUUCUCUCUUUUCCUUUCUCUGUCUCUCUCUCUCUCUCUUUCUCACACUUCCUCUUUCUCUCUAUUUUCUCUCUCUUUCUCUCUAUUUUCUUCUCUAUUCUCUCCCCCUUUCUCGCUCUUCUCUAUCAUUUUCUCUGUCCUAACUCUCCCUUUCUCUCUUUCCCUCUCAUUCUCUUACCCUCCAUUUAUUCUCUCCCUCCAUAUAUAUAUAUAUUCUCUCUGUUUCUAUUUCUGUAUCUCUUUCUCUAUCUUCUUCUUUCUUUUCCUCUCUUCACUCUCUCUCUCUUUCUCUCUCUCUGUUGUCUCCCUUUCUCUCUCACCUUUUCUUUCAAGUUUUUCCUUCUCUCUUUCACUUUCACUCUUUCUAUUCUCUCUCUCUCUCUCUCGCCAUUUUUCUAUCUUCCUUUCUCUAAUUCUCUCACUUUUCUCCCUUUCUCUGUCCUUCUUACUCUCUUUAUCUCUCUCACUUUUUCCCUCUCUAGUCUCUCUUUCUCUCUCUUCCUCUCUCUUAUUCUCUUUCAAUUAUAUGGAUUCUCUUUUUAUUCUCACAUUUCUCUCUCUCUCUCUAUCACACUCUCUCUCUAUCUCUCUCUAUCUCUCUCUUUCUAUCGCUCUCUUUAUUUCUCUACUCUUUCUAUUUUUUCUUCCUCAGUUUUUCAUCCCUUUUUCUCAUUGUCUAUUCAUUAUCUUCCUCUCUUUUCUAUUCCACCCCAUAACUUUCAGCCUUCUCAUCCAAUUUGUAUUACAUCGAUAUUAUAUUGUUCAUUCUCUCCUUGUUACUGUUUUUCCAUCUUUUCCCUUUUCUCUUAUUCUCAAAUCUGGUCCACUCAGCCUCUUUCUAGUUCAAUUCUCCUUUCCUUCAUUCCCCCUCGUUAUAUUUCUCUUCUUUCUCUCUACCUUUUCUUUUCCUCCAAUGUUUUACUCUUUUUCUUUCUUACGUCUCCUCUUCAUUUCUCUCUCGUCAUUCUUCCUCGUCCUCUUAUCGCUACUCCUUUUUUUCCAUCUUUCAAAACCUUCAGUCUCUCUUUUAUUUUCCUACAUCUAUUUUCUUUUUACUGUCUCUUACUCUUCGUUUCAGUAUCCCCAUUCUCUGUUAGUUGCUCCUCCUACUUCUGCAUCGUCUCCUACUCCUCUUUUGUCAACUACUCUACCAGCGCCUCCUACUUCUGCAUCGUCUCCUACUUCUAUUUAUAUUCUCUUUAUUCCUCCUCCUAUCCUUAUUUUCUUUUCCUUCUUCAUUUCUAUUGUCUCUGUUUUCUAACUCCACUUUCUUCUACCUCGAUUCCUUUUCUUUUUCUCUUCCUCCCCCCCAUCUAUUCCUUUCCUGCUCCUCCCAUUUAUUCUUUUCCUCCUCCUACACUCAAUUCGUUUCCUCCUCCUCUCAUAUAUCUCUUUCCUCCUCCUCACAUCUAUAAGGUUCCUUCUCCUAUAUAUUCUUUUCUUCCUCCUCCCAUCUAUUCUUUUCCUCCUGCUCAUCCUCUCAUGUAUUAUUUUCCUUCUUCUCCUCCCAUCUAUUCUUUGCUCCUACUCAUCCUCUCAUCUGUUAGCUUCUUCCUCCCCCUCCGAUCUAUUCAUUUCCUCCUACUCAUUCUCUCAUCUAUCAUUUUCCUUCUCCUCCUCCUAUUUAUUCUUUUCCUCCGACUCAUCUAUAAUUUUCCUCCUCUCCCUCCCAUCUAUUCUUUCUCCAACUCAUCCUCUAAUCUAUUAUGUUCCUCCUCCUCCUCCUCCUCCUCAUCACAUCUAUUCUUUUCCUCCGACUCAUACUCUCAUCUAUUAUCUUCCUCCUCCUCUUCAUCACAUCUAUUCUUUUCUUCCGACUCAUCCUCUCAUCUAUUAUCGUCCUCCUCCUCCUCCUCCCAUCUAUUCUUUUCCUUCGACUUAUCCUCUCAUCUAUUAGUUUCCUCCUCCUCCUUCUCCUCCUCCUCCUCCCAUCUAUUCUUUUCCUUCGACUUAUCCUCCCAUCUAUUAGUUUCCUCCUCCUCCUCCCAUCUAUUCUUUUCCUUCGACAUCCUCUCAUCUAUUAUUUUCCUCCUCCUCCUCCUCCUCCUCCCAUCUAUUCUUUUCCUCCGACAUCCUCUCAUCUAUUAUUUUCCUCCUCCUCCUCCUCUUCCUCCUCCUCCCAUCUAUUCUUUUCCUCCGACUCAUCCUCUCAUCUAUUAUUUUCCUUCUCCUCCUUCCAUCAAUUCUUUUUCUUGUCCUAUCCACCCUCCUCUUAUAUUUGUUCUUUUUCUACUGCUUCUACUCCUAUCUCUUUCUAUUCUCUUUUUUCCCCCUCCUCCGCCUGUUGUUCUCUUUUCUUUUCUUCAUCGUUCAUCAUUUAUUUCUUUCUAUACCCUCCUUCUAUAUUUCUUCUUUUGGUUGUCUGUGUCCUAA